Meriones unguiculatus (Mongolian gerbil) is the source of this 5324-nucleotide messenger RNA. RefSeq names its product F-box protein 38 (gene Fbxo38). Gene Ontology annotation, biological process: protein K48-linked ubiquitination; SCF-dependent proteasomal ubiquitin-dependent protein catabolic process. The record is from RefSeq and is a predicted model, not a curated record. Lineage: Eukaryota; Metazoa; Chordata; Mammalia; Rodentia; Muridae. Bases 1133 to 4678 code for a protein of 1181 amino acids. Gene Ontology annotation, molecular function: protein binding. The transcript has 22 exons. Gene Ontology annotation, cellular component: nucleus; cytoplasm.
UGAAGGGGUUCGGGCCUCCCACCCCCCAAACCCUCGCUCUUGGGCUCUGGAACUCCUACGCGUAGAGAAAGGAGUGUCUAACUAUUUAGUUCUGGCCUUGUAGGCCUUGCUUGUUGGGCACCCCAGCCCUCUAUUCCGCCAUGCAGUCUUCUCUGGGUCUCGGUUUUCAUCAAGGAAAUGGGAGGUUUGGCUGGACUUUGCGCCCCUCCCCCAGCUCACAGUUUGGGCGUCAGCAAUGCAACGAUGUUAAUGUUGAGUCGUUUAGGCCAGUAAAAUUGAGGAACUCCUGAUUAGCUCUAGUAUGAUGCGGUCAACUCAACGUGUGAAAAAAAAAAAAAAAAAAGAAUUGGGAGACCUUGGUUUCCGUCCCAGGGUUACUGUUUACUUAGUGGUUAUUUUUGAGCAGAUCCUUUCAUUGUUUGAACAUGGAAUUUCCCAUGUUUCAUAAAACACUGGCUGUAUCUCCUUUCCCACCCCAUCACAAAUGGAAGAUACACUGGGUUUCUGUAAAGUUGUUAUUUUUCUGGAGCUGGGAGAAAUUGAAACAUAGAAAGCACAUACCAUGUAGUUAUAGACUGAGACUAUCUAUUUUGUAAUUUUAACUUUUGUUUGAGAAUCACCAUUUUUAGGUGACUGGAAACACUCCAUCCCUCUUGUCAUUAGUUUGUGAUGUUGCAGUACUGUAUUUGGGAGAAGAGUGUUUUGUGUAUGUGUGUGUUGUAGAACACCUUCCUCCAAGCUUUAACAGCCAUCAGUCUUUGUCAGAGCAUGCAAUGACUUCCCACAAAAGUCCCUACUGUUUGUUGACAUCCCUUCAUAGAAGGGCGGAGGAGCUGUUCAUUUGCCCCUCACCUCCCAUAACUCUUGGCCAGUUGCAUAUAAUUCUGCCCUAAUUGUAGGUGGCCUCUUGGUAGGGAGGUACCAAAGUAUAUGCAGUCUGGGAAGGUUAACUGAAGGGGGAAGAACUGUUUGGGUGCAGCAGUGGGGAUGCCCUCAUCCAUACCAGGCGAAGACUUGGCAGUCUGGCUGCUUCCCAGUAUACCAGACUCCUGUAAGGAGCCCCUCAGCCAUGCUGUGUGUGAACUAAAACCAGAGAAGGGAAUUGUUCUUUGACACUGAGGGCAGCACAGCAAUGGGACCACGAAAGAAAAGUGUUAAAAUGUGUCUAAUGGACAGUGAGAUCCCAGAGGAAGUGAUAGCAGAUGAAACAAAGGACUAUAUGAAUCAGCUGUCGCAUGAAGUGCUUUGUCAUAUUUUUAGGUACCUCCCGCUGCAGGAUAUCAUGUGCAUGGAGUGUCUUUCUCGGAAGCUAAAGGAAGCAGUUACUCUCUACCUGAGAGUUGUGAGAGUAGUGGACCUCUGUGCAGGGCGGUGGUGGGAGUAUAUGCCAAGUGGCUUCACAGAUUCCAGUUUCCUAACGCUUUUGAAGAAGAUGCCAGAUGUUGAACAGCUAUAUGGCCUUCACCCUAGAUACCUCGAGAGGCGAAGAGUGAGGGGCCACGAGGCUUUCAGCAUUCCAGGAGUCCUAGAAGCUUUGCAGGCAUGCCCAAACUUGGUGGGUGUAGAAACAUCUCAUUUGGAGUUGGUAGAAUCCAUUUGGACAUAUAUGCCGCAUGUUCAUAUUUUGGGGAAAUUUCGUAAUCGUAACGGAGCAUUUCCAAUUCCUCCUGAAAAUAAACUGAAAAUCCCCAUAGGAGCCAAAAUCCAAACUUUGCAUUUAGUUGGGGUCAAUGUUCCUGAAAUCCCUUGUAUCCCUAUGCUAAGGCACCUGUACAUGAAGUGGGUGAGACUCACAAAACCACAGCCGUUUAAAGACUUCCUUUGCAUCAGCUUGCGAACUUUUGUCAUGAGGAACUGUGCAGGACCAACAAAUUCUUUGAAAUACGUGCCCUUGGUAACAGGUCUGGCAUCUGCCCGGAACUUAGAACACUUGGAAAUGGUUCGAGUCCCUUUCCUAGGAGGUCUCAUCCAGCAUGUGGUUGAAGACAGCUGGAGAUCAGGCGGCUUUAGAAAUUUGCAUACCAUUGUUUUAGGCGCUUGCAAGAACGCCCUUGAAGUAGAUCUUGGUUACCUCAUCAUCACUGCUGCCCGUAGGUUACAUGAAGUUCGUAUCCAGCCUUCUUUAACCAAAGAUGGUGUCUUUUCUGCCCUGAAGAUGGCAGAGUUGGAGUUUCCCCAGUUUGAAACCCUUCAUCUGGGAUAUGUAGAUGAGUUCCUGCUGCAGAGCAGAAUGGCAAAUGCAGAUUUGGUGAAGUAUGGUUUGGCUGAUGUGGUAGAAAAUCCUGGUAUCAUCACCGAUAUAGGGAUGAAGGCAGUCAAUGAAGUUUUUUCCUGUAUCAAAUAUCUGGCAAUUUAUAACUGCCCCCAUCUACACAACCCAUACAAUUGGAUUUCAGACCACUCCAGGUGGACUCGACUGGUUGACAUCAACCUGGUGCGCUGCCAUGCUCUGAAGCUGGAUUCUUUUGGCCAGUUUGUUGAAUUACUGCCCAGCCUGGAGUUUAUUUCGCUAGACCAGAUGUUUCGUGAGCCACCCAAGGGCUGUGCUCGAGUUGGUCUAAGUGCAGGAACUGGAAUUGGGGUUUCCUCAGCACUUGUUAGCAACCAGAAUUCUAACAAUGACAAUGAUAAUGCCCAGAAUAAUAACGCCAACCUCCAUGACAACAAUCACCAUCACCCAGAUGAUUCAGAUGAGGACAAUGACUUUCAUCCAGACCUACAGCCCGGAGAGCAGCAGUUUGCAGCCGAUGCGUUGAAUGAUAUGGAAGACAUGGUGCAGGAAGAGGGAGAGGUAGUAGCCGAGAGUGGAAGUGAUAUGCCCGCUCAUAAUCAGGGAAUUCUUCCUGUGGAUGCUGACGAGGAACAAGCAGGACCUAGUGGUCUACAACGCGUAGUAAAACCGACCCCAGUUACUGUUCAUGAUUCAGAGAGCGAUGAUGAAGAAGACAGCCUAGAACUCCAAGAGGUCUGGAUUCCUAAGAAUGGUGCCCGGCGUUAUUCAGAACGGGAAGAAAAAAACGGAGAGUCGGUGCAGUCCAGGGAAACGGCGGUAAGUGGAAAAGGCAAGACUCCGCUUCGAAAGAGAUACAGCUCCCACCAGAUGGGCCAGUCGAAGCAGUCUCCCCUGGAGGAGAGCAGCUGUGAGAAAGGCUGCCAGGUCACCAGCGAGCAGAUCAAAGCUGACAUGAAAGCAGCUAGGGACAUUCCUGAAAAGAAAAAACACAAGGAUGUGGAUCCCAGCUGCAGGAGCACGGCUGCCAGCGCAGUGGGAAACUCCAGCUCCCCCAGCACUGCUCCUCAGAGCCCCGACUUUGCAAGGACGGUGACCAGCCCUGCAGAAGUGCAUGUGUCCAGGCAGUGUGUCUGCUCCCCGAGUGGCUCAGAGGACUCUGAGGCCAUGGAUGAGGGGGAUGCAGAAAGCGCUGUCUGCCCUAGAUGCUGCUGUCGCAGGUCCCAGGAAUCCCAAAGGAGAACUAGCAGGUGCUCUGAUGAGGAACGUCCUUCAACCAGCCGAGCCUGUGUUGUGAAUGGCCCGGAUGGUACGAGAUCCGCCUUUUCCUUUAGGACUCUGCCUCAAGGGGGGUCUUCAGGCCCAGCACAUGAUGAGAGGACUAAUGGGAGUGGCUGUGGGGCUACAGGUGAGGACAGGAGAGGGAGCUCCCAGCCUGAGAGUUGUGACGUGCAGUCUAAUGAAGACUACCCUCGGAGGCCCCUAACCAGGGCCAGGAGCAGACUGUCCCAUGUACCGCUGAUAUCUGAGUCAGAAGUUGCCAAAACAAAGCCAUGUCAUGCCAUGAAACGGAAGCGCACUGCAGAUAAGUCUACCAGCACCAGCGACCCUGUGAUUGAGGAUGACCAUGUACAGGUUCUUGUAUUAAAAUCCAAAAAUCUUGUUGGAGUCACAAUGACCAAUUGUGGAAUCACAGAUUUAGUGCUGAAAGACUGCCCCAAGAUGAUGUUCAUCCAUGCUACCAGGUGCAGGGUACUGAAACAUUUAAAGGUAGAAAAUGCACCGAUUGUAAACCGAUUUGACUAUGCACAAUGCAAGAAACUAAAUAUGGAUCAGGUACUAGACCAAAUACUGAAGAUGCCGCCAGAGAGGAACCGCAUCAUCUACCUGCGCCCCAUGCAGCAGGUAGAUACACUAACUCUGGAGCAGAAGCUAUUUAGCGGUCCCUACCCCUAUCACAUUUGUAUUAUCCACGAGUUCAGCAAUCCCCCCAACGUGCGGAACAAGGUGCGCAUUCGCAACUGGAUGGACACCAUAGCCAACAUCAAUCAAGAGCUCAUUAAAUAUGAAUUCUUCCUGGAAGCCACUCGAACUGAAGAAGAUUUAAAGAAGUACCCUAAGUACCCCUGGGGGAGAGAAAUCUACACUUUAGAGGGUAUGGUAGAUGGAGCACCAUAUUCCAUGAUUUCUGACUUCCCUUGGCUGAGGUCACUGCGGGCAGCAGAACCCAACAGCUUUGCCAGAUAUGAUUUUGAAGAUGAUGAAGAGAGUACUAUCUAUGCUCCUCGGAGGAAAGGACAGUUGUCUGCAGACAUUUGUAUGGAAACAAUAGGAGAGGAGAUCUCAGAGAUGCGCCAGAUGAAGAGGGGUGUAUUUCAGCGAGUAGUGGCAAUUUUCAUCCACUACUGUGAUGUAAAUGGAGAGCCAGUGGAAGAUGACUACAUUUAAAUAGACCUUUCCCGGCUCUUCUGGCCCAAAGUGGCCAAGAAUCUACAUGGGAACCUUGGGCUUGGAAUUGGGAGGCCCUGGCUCAGUUUGUUAUAUAGGAAAUAUAUACAGAACAUGGAAAUUGUAUACAGAGAUUUAUAUAUAGAUAAAUAUACAGAGAUACUUCCAAAAGUAACAUCUUUAUAUCCUGUGUUUAUACAUCUUAAUUUAAAGAAGUCAUUUGAAUGAAGGCAAAUAAUUUGAGCAUUGAUUUUGUUCACUUUUCCUAACUUAGUUCUCAGCGUCGGGUGGCUGAGCCCAUUCACCCUGCCACUCACCGUUGUCCCUUCGGUCUGUGCCUUUUUCUUCUCCAGCAGAGCUGUCUUAGUGCACCUGCUAAAGUAUUGUAUCUUGUGUGUUUUUGUCACCAUAAUGCCAACUAAACCCUUAGUCAGAGAAGACUCUGUUUCUGUACGAAGAUGUAGUUCUUUUUUUCUUAGUGUUUAUAUUUGGCAUAUUCGUCUAAAUGAAAAGAUUCACGAACUUAAAAAAUGAAUUUGAAGGGCAAAGAAAGUUUCCAGAGCAUUUCUAGUUAUUUAUUUCCGCAUUCAAUUGUGUAUAUGCUUUAACUUGAACAUAAAAAAAUAAACAUUUAGUAAAAACUUUA